AUGUUGCGACUCGCAGUACACGAAAACUUCAUUUGAACUUUGACUGCGAUCCACACAGCUGGCCGUUUUUAUGAGCGAGUCUCCGGCGUAAUUACAACAUGAGCCAAGAUCAGACCAGUCUGGCCGAGGUUGAGUACUCGUUUAUCGCCAAGCUCGACAACGCCAAGGACCUCUCGCAACUUCUGAGAGCAAUCAGCAUUAAAGAAGUAGCCACGGUGGAGAUCAACGACAUGGGUAUCCGAGUGAUCGCUCAAGAGGGCAAGUGCGUUCAAGCCAUCGCAUUCGUCCAACGAGAACUGUUUGACAGCUAUGCUCUAAAGGAACCGACAGUCUCGUUCGAUAUCAGUCUGUCCAUAUGGCUGGAAUGCCUCACAAUGUUCGGUGCCAUGGGUGGACCUGUCUCAACGCGACUGUGCUAUGGAGGUCAAGGGAACCCUCUGGUCAUGUUCCUCGAGGAAUCUGGCGUUGUGACUGACUGCAAGAUACGGACGCUGGAGUCAGAAGGUGUUGUCAAUUUUGACCUGUCAAAGGACAACGUGAUUAAUGUCGUCAUACUGAAGUCUGAAAGCAUCAAGGAAGUCUGGUCAGAGCUUGACAUUUCCAGUGAAGACAUGGAAGUUUUCAUAUCUCCGAAUGACCCUUACUUCAGGUUGAGCACAUUUGGAGCUGCAGGCACUGUUGAGGUGUCUUACUCUAAAGAUUCAGACUUCAUGGAGUCCUUUCAAUGCAAGAAGGAGCAAAAGAACUCGUACAAAAUAAAUCUCAUGAAGCAGUGCAUCAAAGCCCUCAAUCUGUCCAGCAAGGUGGCCAUCCGCACAGACCAGCUUGGGCUCAUAUGCUUCCAGUUUCUCAUACGCACGGAAGAAGGCACUGCCACCUUUGUCGAGUAUUAUUGCACUCCAAACCGAGAGGACCCACAAGAAUACUGAUGAAGCAGUUGUAUGGAGUGCUGCUUGUUAUUUUUGUACAGGUGAUUGCAAAUUCUUAUGUGUACUUGUAAAUAAAAAAGAUUUUAUAAGUA
Messenger RNA from Dermacentor silvarum, 1021 nucleotides. It is a transcript of the gene Rad1, whose product is annotated as cell cycle checkpoint protein RAD1-like. Lineage: Eukaryota; Metazoa; Arthropoda; Arachnida; Ixodida; Ixodidae. Gene Ontology annotation, biological process: DNA damage checkpoint signaling; DNA repair. The coding region runs from base 99 to 929 and encodes 276 amino acids. Gene Ontology annotation, molecular function: 3'-5' exonuclease activity. Gene Ontology annotation, cellular component: checkpoint clamp complex; nucleus. The record is from RefSeq and is a predicted model, not a curated record. The transcript has 7 exons.